Molecule: messenger RNA, 643 nt
Organism: Nothoprocta perdicaria
Lineage: Eukaryota; Metazoa; Chordata; Aves; Tinamiformes; Tinamidae
Gene: CKS2
Product: CDC28 protein kinase regulatory subunit 2
Exons: 3
Coding region: 53-292 (79 amino acids)
Biological process (GO): regulation of mitotic cell cycle
Cellular component (GO): cyclin-dependent protein kinase holoenzyme complex; SCF ubiquitin ligase complex
Molecular function (GO): protein kinase binding; histone binding; ubiquitin binding
Source: RefSeq, a predicted model, not a curated record
GAGUGAGGGGAGCGCGCUGAGCCGUUACCGGCCGCAACCGUCGCCUCGCGCCAUGGCCCACAAGCAGAUCUACUACUCCGAUAAGUACUUCGACGAGCAGUACGAGUACCGACAUGUGAUGCUGCCAAGAGAGCUUUCAAAACAAGUACCAAAAACCCAUCUGAUGUCUGAAGAGGAAUGGAGACGACUUGGUGUUCAACAAAGCCUUGGCUGGGUUCAUUAUAUGAUACAUGAACCAGAACCACAUAUUCUUCUCUUCAGAAGACCUCUUCCAAAGGAUGAGCAAAAAUGAGUGACCUUCUAAAAAUCUUCUCCUAAAUCUUCUUCUGGAACUAUAUGUAUAUGAGUGUAUAUAUGUUGGUAGUAUUCAGUGAAUACUUGAAAAUGUACAAAACAUACAUCAAAUACCUGUGCAUGAGCUGUAUUAUUCACAGCAACAAAGCUCAGUCAAAUGCAAUUCCAAGUAGGCUGCUAUGGUGUUCAAAGAUUAAUGAAAAUUUCUUUACUGUUAAUGUAAGUGCCUAUUUGACUUUUCUUGGAUUUUUUUCUUUGUUUAUUAAAGUUUACAUGUUGCAUGUUCUAACUAAAUGAUCACUUUUUCCAUGUGUUCAAGAACUUUCACACUGAGCUUUUCUGCUAAACA